AUGAAAUUGGCCACUCAAGAAGAACUCGCAGGCCACCAUGCAGCCACCGUCCGUGGUGCCGUCGAGGGUGUCGUCGGCGGUCUCGCCCUCUCCGUCCCCGCAUCCAUGUGGAUGCACCGACGCUGGCCAGCUUACCGAGCCCUCCCCAUCCAGCUCAAAGUCAUGGGCGUCAUUUUCGUAGUCGCGCCACUCUAUGCUAUCCAGGCAGAGCGUCGCGGUGUCGAAUUUGACCAAUCCACUUGGACUGGCGCCGGCAAACUCGAGCUCGAUCGCCAGGAGAAGCAGGAAAUCUCUCGCUGGACCCAGCUGAAUAGCUCGGAGAAGCUCAAGGAUUGGGCGACGCGCCACCAGUACCAGAUCAUUCUUGGUAGCUGGGCAGCCAGCAUGGCUGUUGCUGGUGCCAUUGUCAUGCGCAACAGGCAUCAGACUGCGUCACAAAAGAUUGUUCAGGCCCGUAUGUGGGCCCAGGGUCUGACGAUUGGCGUCCUCAUCGGAGCCGGUAUCCUCACCCACUCGCAGCGCCAAGAGGCAGCAGAACACCGUCCCGUCGACCACACAUGGCAACAUAUGGUCGAGGAAUUCCAAGAAGAGGAAAAGCUCGAGCAACAAGCAAAGCUACGACACAUGCUCCCGUCUUCCCCAGCGUCGGCAUCGGCGUCAGCAUAG
Fibroporia radiculosa is the source of this 666-nucleotide messenger RNA. RefSeq lists its product as uncharacterized. Gene Ontology annotation, cellular component: mitochondrial inner membrane. The transcript has 4 exons. NCBI's taxonomy places the organism in Eukaryota, Fungi, Basidiomycota, Agaricomycetes, Polyporales, Fibroporiaceae. Gene Ontology annotation, biological process: mitochondrial respiratory chain complex IV assembly. The coding region runs from base 1 to 666 and encodes 221 amino acids. The record is from RefSeq and is a predicted model, not a curated record.